AUGUUCACCACCAUCACUGCUAUCCUGGCUGCCUCUGCUGCCACCGUCUCUGCCGUUGCGGUCCCCCGCGGCGCUGGUAAGAGCGGAAGCGCAAGCGUCACUCCCCACGAGCAAUACUCUUCCUCCAUCGGCGUGCUGGGCUGCCUCAUCAACACCAACCGUGUUGCCUACUGGCCCAUGGGCGUUGACUGCGACAACAUCUGCGUCAAGGUCACCAACGGCGACCGAAGCCUCCACCUCCUCAAGAUCGACCAGUCCGGCGGCGCCUACGACAUCUCCUACGAUGCCUGGAACUACCUUGGCUUCGGCGAGGGCGCCCAGCAGGACCCCCACACCGGCGGCGGCAUCGACAUGACCUACGAGUUCGUCGAUGCCAGCGAGUGCAGCGACCUCCUCCACGACGGCAAGCUGCCCCUGUCCGCCUCCAACAGCAUGAACUACGUGGCCAGCUGCAUGAGCGAGCCCAACAGCUGGGUCAACAAGAACCACGAGCUCAUCAACAUGGCCGAUCCCCUCUGCAAGUACGGAUACGACGAGGUCUGCACUCUCGAUCUCAGCAAGAGCAACCAGCCUUCUUGCCCUCACACUCUGGGUGCGCAGGUCGCCUACAGUGGCAAGGGCGUCACCAACAUUGCUUACGGCACCGGCAAGACCGAGGCUGCCCAGUAG
Messenger RNA from Trichoderma reesei QM6a, 669 nucleotides. RefSeq lists its product as uncharacterized. The record is from RefSeq and is a predicted model, not a curated record. Bases 1 to 669 code for a protein of 222 amino acids. NCBI's taxonomy places the organism in Eukaryota, Fungi, Ascomycota, Sordariomycetes, Hypocreales, Hypocreaceae. The transcript has a single exon.